CCCCCCCCAGCGCGAUGUCCCUCACGGAGAGCACCGACACCAAGUCCGAGAAGCCCAUGUCCUUCAUUUGGGGGUGUGAGCUGAGCAGUGAGCGCAGCUCCUACACCUUCCAGAUGCCCGAGGAGUGGCAGUGCGAGCAGCAGCUGGCCCUAAGAACGAUCUGCCUGGGCGCUCAGGCCCGCGAUGAGUUCCACGUGCUGGAGCUGGUUCCGAAUGAGGAGGGGGCGGCGGUGCCGCUGGCCACGUUGAAACCGUCGGUGCUGCCCAUGGUCACGCUGGUUGGGGUGGAGCUGACGCCCCCCGUCACUUUCCGGCUCCGAGCGGGGUCCGGGCCGGUUUAUAUCAGCGGGCAGCACGUGGCCAGUAAGACCCCAACCCAUUAUCAAAGAGGCGCCUGGAGAAGGAGGUCGAGCCGUGAGUACAGCACAUAG
Molecule: messenger RNA, 431 nt
Organism: Coturnix japonica (Japanese quail)
Lineage: Eukaryota; Metazoa; Chordata; Aves; Galliformes; Phasianidae
Source: RefSeq, a predicted model, not a curated record